AUGGGAGCAGCAGAGUCCAAGCCUGUACAACCUGUGGCACCAACGUGUGACCCAGAAUUUGACAAACCAUGGAGGGACUUUAAAUGGGAUCAGAAAUCAGAACUGAAAAAGCAUCUAGAAGAAUUCAGUCUGAGUAAUCCAGAUGUGAAGCACAUCAAGAUUCUGGUUGCUGGACCAAUAGGAGCAGGAAAGUCCAGCUUCAUCAACUCUGUCAAUAACGUCUUUCAAGGACGGAUCACCUCUGACGCACCAGCUAGUUCAUCUUCUAGCCAUGGUGAAAGUUUCACAACAAAGCUUAAAGGACAUUACAUCAGUCGUGGAAAAAUCCCGUUAGUCUUUGUUGAUAUAAUGGGUUUAGAACCUGAAGCAUUGGCCGGGUCACAACCAGAGGACAUCAUCAAGGCUGUAUAUGGCCACGUGAAGGACGGAUAUAAAUUUGAUAAGUCAAAGCCACUCUCUCAUAAGGAUCAACAAUAUACCAGUGACCCCAGUCUCUCUGACCAGGCUUUCUGUCUGGUUUACGUCUUACCUGCUAAUACAGUUAGCAUGACAGAUGACAAACUUUUUGACAAGUUGAAGAUCAUCCGUCAUAGAAUCAGUGAAAAGGCGAUUCCUCAAGUGAUUGUCAUGACUAAAGUGGAUGAAGCAUGUCCCCUGGUGAACAAAGAUCUAAAGAAGAUCUACUAUAGCAAGAAGAUCAAAGAAAAGAUGCAGAUGUGCCAUGACAAAAACAGCAGCUGUUUAUUUUACUGCUCCCUGAAAUGGUUACUUGCAACACUAUAA
This is a messenger RNA of Triplophysa rosa, 783 nucleotides long. RefSeq names its product interferon-induced protein 44-like. NCBI's taxonomy places the organism in Eukaryota, Metazoa, Chordata, Actinopteri, Cypriniformes, Nemacheilidae. The coding region runs from base 1 to 783 and encodes 260 amino acids. The record is from RefSeq and is a predicted model, not a curated record. The transcript has 7 exons.